This is a messenger RNA of Trichoderma atroviride IMI 206040, 1276 nucleotides long. RefSeq lists its product as uncharacterized. NCBI's taxonomy places the organism in Eukaryota, Fungi, Ascomycota, Sordariomycetes, Hypocreales, Hypocreaceae. The record is from RefSeq and is a predicted model, not a curated record.
AAUGAACAUGGCAUCUACCUUAUCUGCCUAUGAGAUUGGAGAAGGCUUUCCUGUUCUGCUUGUUCAUGGAUGGGAAGCGGAAGGAAAAGUUGAAGAGCUAGAUUUUGAGCCAAUUUUUGUUAAAGUGCCGGGACUUCUCCGUAUUUACGUGGAUCUUCCUGGUAUGGGCGCGACAGCUGCCGAUAAUGUCAAAAAUCUCGACGAUAUAUACCUCCGCCUGGCCAAUUUCAUUGACUCUCGGCUGCAGAAGUCAAGAUUCGCACUUAUUGGUUCAUCAUUGGGCGGAUACCUUGCACGCGCUAUAGCUCAAAAAUAUCGCGAUCAAGUCGAUGGCUUACUACUCCGAGUACCGGUUAUUGAGCCCGAGAAUAGCAAACGAAAUCUUGAUCCUUACAGUCCAUUGGUAGAAAACAAGGAGCUCAUGUUGAAUUUGUCAACGGAAGACAAAAGCCUUCUUGGAAAUGUCCUUGUUCAAACGCCUGAUUACGUCCAAACCCUGAAGGCAAAAGUUGACAAGGUUUACCUUCCGGCAGAGAGAGCCACUGAUAAAAAGGCUUUGGACCCGAUUCGAUACGAUCCGCAGCGAUAUCGCUUAUCCAUUCCUUUUAUUGAUGAAAAUAUCAAGUUCUUGGCGCCCACACUUAUUAUUUGCGGUCGGCAAGACGAAGUCGUGGGUUACCGAGAUAGCCUUCGUCUCCUGGAGCUUUACCCUAGAUCAACGUUUGCGGUUCUGGAUCGUGGCACUCAUGGCCUUCCUAUCGAUGAGACUGGUGUUUUUGAAGCGCUUGUUCGCGAUUGGAUAUUCCGGGUCAAUGAAUGGCGAGGUCGCACAGAAAAUUGAGAGCCAUUAAGAACUUGCGUGAGCUUUCAGCUAUGCGCAGGUUAAACAGCCUUGUCAACUUCGUACAUGUACGUGCAAAUGAUCAAACAUCUUACGGGAUAUUCAAGUUUUGCAAUGAAGGGAAGAGGGUAAAGCAGUAGAAUUCCGAUUCGAGAUAGUUCUAUCUGGUAUAGGGUAGUGUAUAUAGCAUGGCUCUAGAUCCUCUGUUAUACACGCCGCCGCUUCACAGACAAUGUUCGAUGAGACAGGGAGGAAAAGAACCACAUGAAAGGGUUCAGAAAAUAGAAGAAUAUGAUCAAUUUUAUUAACAACCGGGUAUUUGGUACCGGAAGGAGAAGAUGAUUCAUUACGCAAUUAUAAAUAGAACUACUUAUAAGCAAAUAGCUUUUCUAUUAAAGAACAUUACUAGGUAGUUAUAUAUUGUUUUGUGUUUUG